Myodes glareolus (Bank vole) is the source of this 2063-nucleotide messenger RNA. Its product is annotated as UDP-glucuronosyltransferase 2B1. Lineage: Eukaryota; Metazoa; Chordata; Mammalia; Rodentia; Cricetidae. The record is from RefSeq and is a predicted model, not a curated record. Gene Ontology annotation, molecular function: glucuronosyltransferase activity.
AAUGACAGAUGUCAAAAGUCUUCUAUUUCAGCAAAAUGUCUGUGAAACAGGCUUCAGUUUUUCUGUUGAUACAGCUGAUAUGCUACUUUAGACUUGGAACUUGUGGGAAAGUAUUGGUGUGGCCCACAGAAUACAGCCAUUGGAUAAAUAUAAAGAUAAUUGUGGAUGAACUUGUGCACAGAGGUCAUGAAGUGACUGUUUUGACAUCUUCAGCUUCCAUCCUUAUUAAUCCUAGCAGAGAAUCUUCUAUUAAUUUUGAGAUUUACUCUGUACCUGUGAGUAAAGAAGAGCUUCAAGAUGAUUUUCAAUCAUGGAUAACUGAAUGGACAAAUGACUUUCAAAAAUACUCCUUUUGGACAUAUUACUCAAAGAUGGAAGAAGUCUUUAAUAAAUAUUCUGACGUUAUUGAAAGCUUUUGCAAAGCUAUAGUUUGGAACAAGAGUCUUAUGAAAAAACUCCAAGAAUCUAAGUUUGAUGUCAUUCUUGCAGAUGCUAUUGGUCCCUGUGGUGAGCUGCUAGCCGAACUGCUUAAGACACCUUUAGUGUACAGUCUCCGCUUCUGUCCUGGAUACAAAUUUGAAAAGUACAGCGGGGGUCUUACACUCCCUCCUUCCUAUGUGCCUGUGGUUCUCUCAGAAUUUAGUGACCACAUGACAUUCGUGGAAAGGGUGAAGAAUAUGUUGCAAGUGCUGUACUUUGACUUUUGGUUUCAAACAUUUAAAGAGAAGUCCUGGAGUCAGUUUUACAGUGACGCCCUAGGGAGACCCACAACAUUAUCUGAGAUGAUGGGAAAAGCAGACAUAUGGCUCAUUCGAACCUAUUGGGAUUUGCAAUUUCCCCACCCACUUCUACCUAACUUUGAGUUUGUUGGUGGACUCCACUGCAAACCAGCCAAACCAUUACCUAAGGAAAUGGAAGACUUUGUUCAGAGUUCUGGAGAACAUGGUAUUGUGGUGUUUUCUCUGGGGUCAAUGGUUAAAAACAUAUCAUCUGAAAAGGCCAAUAUAGUUGCAUCUGCUCUUGCCCAGAUUCCACAAAAGGUUCUGUGGAGAUUCGAUGGUAAGAAACCAGACACCUUAGCAUCCAAUACUCGGCUGUACAAGUGGAUCCCCCAGAAUGACCUUCUUGGUCAUCCAAAAACUAAAGCUUUUAUAGCUCAUGGUGGAACCAAUGGCAUCUAUGAAGCAAUCUAUCAUGGCAUCCCUAUUGUUGGUAUUCCAUUGUUUGCGGAUCAACCUGAUAAUAUUAACCACAUGGUAGCCAAGGGAGCAGCCAUUAGAGUGGACUUCAGCACAUUAUCAACUACAGAGCUUCUUACUGCCUUGAGGACUGUCAUUAAUGACCCUUCGUACAAGGAGAAUGCCAUGAGAUUGUCAAGAAUCCAACAUGAUCAACCAAUAAAGCCCCUGGAUAAAGCCGUCUUCUGGAUUGAGUAUGUAAUGCGCAACAGAGGAGCCAAGCACCUCCGCCCAGCCCUCCAUGACCUAACCUGGGUCCAGUACCAUUCUCUGGAUGUGAUUGGGUUCUUGUUGGCCUGUGUGGCAGCUGUGGUAUUCAUCAUCACAAAAUGUUGCCUCUUUUGUUGCCGUAAGACUACCAACAUGGGUAAAAAGAAGAAAAAAGAAUAGCUGCAUUGAAGCCAGGAGAAUCUUGAGAAAUGGGCCUCUCAUGGCUGCUUCCAGCAAGAAGAGGCUGUGAUAGCAAAUCAUUUCCCUCUAAAACAAGACAGUCUCAGGGUGAAGAUUGCUUUCAUGUAUUUCAUAUGUUUUAGACAGUGAAAGAUUUUCUGUCAAAUAUGCACUCAGGGAUUAUAAAAACAAAAUCACAUGUUCAGUUUAGAGUGUUUUGAUGUAACUGAGGAGCUAUCCUCAACAACCCUCACUGAGAUUACUUGUGGUUCGCAAAAUUCACAUGGGCAGAAAAUGUUUCCAAAUACCAGUUAUGUUCACAAAUGCCAAGCCUUCUCUGACUUUGUUUGUUGAACAAUUUUCUUUCUUGUUUUUGCUAUGCAUAAAUUAUAGUGUUCAGAUUACAGACUUAAUAGACUAAAUAGACUUAACAGA